CCAUUAGAAAUUCCCAUUCCGUCUGUUGAUGUGAGUCAAUCAAGGGAGAACUAUUUCUUAGCUGGUAGUAACCUGGUACUAACAUGUGAUAUUAGUGUUGAUCCUAGUGUUGAUACACCAUUUGCUGUUAACGUAACCUGGAACAUGACUGAUCAACAAAUCAUGAGUAGCGGUGAUUUCGGAGAUGAGAGUGGUCCUAAUUCAAUGAGGCUUGCUGAUACUGAUCGUGUUAAUAUCAGCCCCGUUAUGAUGAGAUCAGGUUUCAAUGAGUAUAGAUCAACUGUUAAUUUCACUACAUUGAGCAGUAUUGAGGAUUCAGGAACAUAUACAUGUAUUGUUACUAUAGUACCAGCUCCAGCUUAUGAAUAUGUUAAUACUUCUGAUACUAAUUAUAUGAAUGUUAACUUCACUGUUACUGAUCCGAUGAUUGGAAGUUUCUCUGCUUCUCCUGACUCAUUUCUUGGUCUGGAGACCGUGGUAUCAUGUCCUGAUUCAGACCCAUAUGAUAACUUCACUCUUACCUGUACAGCCACUAAACCAACCAUAGUAAUACCAGACCUGGUAAUAGCAUGGACACAUAAUAGUGCAAUGGAAACUGGUACUGUGACUACUACUGAAGAGAGUAUGACUACCACUGUUACUAAUACAUUGAAUUUUACCAACAGCACUGCUUCUGAUUCUGGUACUUAUACAUGUACUGCUAGUAUUACUAUACCUGAUUCAACUGAUAUCACUACUAGUGAGGAAAGUACUGUGACUGUAAGACCUCAAAGUUUACCUGUUGCUGCUACUAAUGUCAUGGCUACUCCAGGAAAUAUUUCUGUUGUUGCUAUUGCUACUGCUGUUAUAUUCUUCUUAGUACCUAACAUUGCCUAUGCACCUGAAACCUACAGUGUUAAGUAUACUGGAAUGACCUUACAAACUACAGAACAAACUUCUAAUAUAAGAAUGAGCUCUGAUAACAUCACUGCAAUUAACCAAGAAUUUACAAUUAUGUUGGCUGGCCUUGAGGAAGAUAACACUUAUACAUAUACAGUUGAUUCUACCAAUUGUCUUGGUACCACUAGUACUGUAGGGAUGACAUUCAGAACACUUCCAACAUUGCCAGUGGCUUCUCCAUUGAAUUGUGCUAAUAUAACAUUUCUACCACGUAAUGUCACACUUACCUGGACUGAACCAGCACUAAUAGAUCAAAAUGGAGCACCAGUUGGUUAUAAUUUAACAUGUAUGAAUACUAAUGGUGUAUCAGUCAAUGGAUUGAGCCCAACACAAACUUCAAUGAACACAAUGUUCACUAUUAAUGAUGUUAUGCCUUUUACUGGUUACACUUGUUCUCUGUCAUUUAUUAAUGUGGUAGGAGAAGGACCCUCUACCCAGUGUACUUUUGAAACAGCACAAGAUACACCUGAUGAUGGACCACAGAACUUUGCCUCUGCCCCAACAAUGACAACAGUUACAUUUACAUGGAGCAGACCAUCAAUUCCUAAUGGAAUAAUCACUGGGUAUCAACUCAAAGUUGCAAACACAUACACUAAUAAUGACACAGUUUACGACAUAAGUGUAUCUCCUGAUCAAACUAAUAUAACACAGAUUGUUGAUAUGGAAGGGUUCUUCAGUGCUUUUCGGAGUUACUUUGCCACUGUUACUGCUAGGACUAUCAUUGGGUUUGGACCUAUAUCUAAUAUUAGUGGAAGAACACUACCAGACACUUCCAGUCCUCCUCUAUUGGUGACAAGGGAUAUUACUAUAUCUGGUACAAUAUUCACUACAUUACCAUCAGUGAAUAAUCACACCAUUAAUGUGACAUGGUAUCCUCCUACUACACCAAAUGGACGCAUUAUGAACUAUACUAUUGAUGUUGAUGGAUAUACUAAUGGAAAUAACUUGAUAAGACGUACAAUUACUGAUGUUGAUGAUAAAUACUCUUUUAUGGAACUGAUUACUAAUACUACAGUAUUAAAACCUGGUAUACCAUAUAAUGUCACUCUGGCUGCUUAUAAUGAGUUUGGUAGAGGAAUGCAAGUUGGAGUUACUGUCUUUACUAGAGUUUUGACUCCCAGUGUCUCUCCUAGUAAUGUUCAAGCUGUGAGAUCUGAUGAUGGUACUAAUAUGACUAUUACUUGGGAUAAAGUGUCUCUUGAACAAGCCCGUGGUUUCUUUGAAUACACAAUAAGACUGACAAGAUCUAGCAAAAAGAGACAGGGAGAAGACACUAUUAGAGUUCCAUUUACUGAGACCAGUUAUACUGCUACUGAUCUUGAUGAUCAAGCUACUUAUUCUGUAUCAAUGGGCCUAUCUGUUGAUGAUGGUUCAGGCCAGGGACCUAUUGCUGGACCUACUAGUCCACCCAUUGAGAUAUCCUCACCAGCUUCUACUGCUCCACCAACUACAAGUUCUAACAUUAGUACCAUUAUUGGUAUUGUUGUUGGUGUAGUCCUAGCUCUACUCCUGAUUGUAUUAAUUGUUGUCAUUAUAAUAUUCAUUGUCCGUCGAGGCAAGCAAGCUGAUAAAUUCACUGUUGGAGGCAAACCAAAAAAGAAAGAUUUAUUUGAGUUGCUUGAGUCCAACCCGUUGACACCAACAGCCACUUCUUCAUUCAGACAGUUGGAUGAUGGACCUGAUGCUAAUGGAGCCUCAGCCCCAGUGGUAACAGGAGCUGAUGGACAGGAAGAUGAUGACGUGAAGGAGAAGCCUGAUGAUCGUCUUGAUGAGGAAAUGA
Molecule: messenger RNA, 2719 nt
Organism: Amphimedon queenslandica
Lineage: Eukaryota; Metazoa; Porifera; Demospongiae; Haplosclerida; Niphatidae
Product: phosphatidylinositol phosphatase PTPRQ-like
Exons: 12
Molecular function (GO): protein binding
Source: RefSeq, a predicted model, not a curated record